Leptosomus discolor (cuckoo roller) is the source of this 1797-nucleotide messenger RNA. The record is from RefSeq and is a predicted model, not a curated record. Lineage: Eukaryota; Metazoa; Chordata; Aves; Leptosomiformes; Leptosomidae.
GAUGAGAUACACCUACUGCACGAUGACCGGGGCCCUGUCCUGGAGUCUCUGGUGGCCAGAGCCAUCCGCAACAUCGAGAUGACUCAGGAGGACGUGAGGCUCGUCGGCUUGAGCGCCACCCUCCCCAACUACGAGGACGUGGCUACCUUCCUGAGAGUGGACCCGGCCAAAGGCUUGUUCUAUUUCGAUAACAGCUUCCGACCAGUGCCCCUAGAGCAGACCUACGUGGGUAUUACAGAGAAGAAAGCGAUCAAACGCUUCCAGAUAAUGAAUGAGAUCGUUUACGAGAAGAUUAUGGAGCACGCUGGAAAGAACCAGGUGCUGGUGUUCGUUCACUCCAGGAAGGAGACCGGGAAGACUGCCCGGGCCAUCAGGGACAUGUGCCUGGAGAAAGACACCCUGGGCCUCUUCUUGAGGGAGGGCUCAGCCUCCACCGAGGUGCUGAGGACCGAAGCUGAGCAAUGCAAGAACCUGGAGCUGAAGGACCUCCUUCCUUACGGCUUCGCCAUUCACCACGCCGGGAUGACGCGAGUGGACCGGACGCUGGUGGAAGACCUGUUUGCUGACAAGCACAUCCAGGUGCUGGUCUCCACAGCCACGUUGGCCUGGGGUGUAAACCUCCCUGCUCACACCGUCAUCAUCAAGGGGACGCAGGUGUACAGCCCUGAGAAGGGACGCUGGACCGAGCUGGGUGCUCUGGACAUCCUCCAGAUGCUGGGGCGUGCUGGGAGGCCCCAGUACGAUACCAAAGGAGAGGGGAUCCUCAUCACCUCCCACGGCGAGCUGCAGUAUUACCUGUCCCUCCUCAACCAGCAGCUCCCCAUUGAAAGUCAGAUGGUGUCGAAGCUCCCAGACAUGCUGAACGCCGAGACUGUGCUCGGCAACGUCCAGAACGCAAAGGACGCGGUGAAUUGGCUGGGCUACACCUACCUGUACAUCCGAAUGCUGCGCUCCCCCACCCUCUACGGGAUCUCCCACGACGAUCUGAAAGGGGAUCCGCUCCUCGACCAGCGCCGCCUGGAUCUGGUGCACACGGCAGCCCUCAUGUUGGACAAGAACAACCUGGUGAAGUACGACAAGAAGACGGGGAACUUCCAGGUGACGGAGCUGGGCCGCAUCGCCAGCCACUACUACAUCACCAACGAGACGAUGCAAACUUACAAUCAGCUCCUGAAACCCACCCUGAGCGAAAUCGAGCUGUUUCGGGUCUUCUCGCUGUCCUCGGAGUUCAGGAACAUCACCGUGAGGGAGGAGGAGAAGCUCGAGCUUCAGAAGUUGCUGGAGCGCGUUCCCAUCCCGGUGAAGGAGAGCAUAGAGGAGCCCAGUGCCAAGAUCAACGUGCUCCUCCAGGCCUUCAUCUCGCAGCUGAAGCUGGAAGGAUUCGCUCUCAUGGCAGACAUGGUGUACGUUACCCAGUCUGCUGGGCGGCUGAUGCGUGCCAUCUUCGAGAUCGUCCUGAACCGUGGCUGGGCCCAGCUCACCGACAAGACCCUCAACCUCUGCAAGAUGAUUGACAAACGGAUGUGGCAGUCCAUGUGCCCGCUGCGCCAGUUCAAGAAACUGCCUGAAGAAGUGGUGAAGAAAAUCGAGAAGAAGAAUUUCCCGUUCGAACGGCUCUACGAUCUGAACCACAACGAAAUAGGGGAACUGAUCCGAAUGCCCAAGAUGGGCAAGACCAUCCACAAAUACGUUCACCUGUUUCCAAAGCUGGAGCUUUCGGUCCACUUGCAACCCAUCACCCGCUCCACCCUGAAAGUGGAGCUCACCAUCGCCCCCGACUUCCAGUGGGAUGAAAAG